UGCUCUCCUUUUACUGCACGAAGACUCAGGAUCCAGCAACUGUGACCAUAUACUACUCGGAAACUUUCUUGUCAUGUUAAACCACUGGAAAAAUAAUGGCUAGGGAAAACCAAAGUGUAGUGACAGAAUUCAUCUUUCAAGGCCUUUCCUCCCAGCCAAGGACACAGACUGUUCUUUUCACAGUGUUCCUGGUUUUUUAUCUGUUCACAAUUUUUGGGAACAUCAUGAUCAUUACAGUGAUCAGAGCUGAUUGCCAGUUGCAGGCACCCAUGUACUUUUUCCUUGCCAACCUGUCCUUCUUAGAUAUCUGCUAUGUCUCCAGCAACAUCCCCCAGAUGCUGGUGAACCUCUUCACCAAGAAAAGGACCAUCUCCUUCUCUGGAUGUGCUGCUCAGAUGUAUUUCUCUCUGGCUUUUGGCAUGACAGAGUGUGUUCUGCUUGGGGUCAUGGCCUAUGAUCGAUACAUGGCAAUAUGUCACCCUUUGCUGUACACCACUGUCAUGAACAGGAAGGUUUGCAUUCACAUGGUCAUGGCUUCCUGGACCAGCAGCCUGCUGAGCUCCAUGGUCAUCAACAGCCUCACCUUGCGGCUGCCCUUCUGCGGGCCUGACAUCUUGAACCAUUACUUCUGCGAAGUGCCAGCAGUGCUGGCCUUGGCCUGUGCCGACACUGCCCUCAUGGAGUUGGUCAUCUUCAUCUUCAGCAUCCUCAUAGUCUUCAUCCCCUUUCUUCUGAUCAUCACCUCCUACGCCCAUAUCCUUUUCGCCAUCUUGAAGAUUCAGUCUGCACAUGUGCAAUCCAAGGCCUUCUCCACCUGUGGAUCCCACCUGACGGUGGUAACCAUAUUCUAUGGGACAGCCAUCUGCAUGUACAUGAAUCCUAAGUCAAGGCCUCCACAGGACAGGGACAAAGUGGUUGCAGUGUUUUACACCAUUGUAGCCCCAAUGCUGAACCCCCUCAUCUACAGCCUCAGGAACAAGGACAUGAAGCGUGCCCUGAGAAGGGCAAUGAAUAGACCCAAAUCCCUGUUUAUUUAA
This is a messenger RNA of Aptenodytes forsteri (emperor penguin), 1037 nucleotides long. RefSeq names its product olfactory receptor 2D2. Gene Ontology annotation, cellular component: membrane. The record is from RefSeq and is a predicted model, not a curated record. NCBI's taxonomy places the organism in Eukaryota, Metazoa, Chordata, Aves, Sphenisciformes, Spheniscidae. The transcript is spliced from 2 exons. Gene Ontology annotation, molecular function: G protein-coupled receptor activity; olfactory receptor activity. The coding region runs from base 96 to 1037 and encodes 313 amino acids. Gene Ontology annotation, biological process: G protein-coupled receptor signaling pathway.